AAGAAAAUAAUAAAUCAGAAGUUACUCACUCGCUACUUGAUACUUGAGUAGUUUUUUUUAAAUUGAAUACUCCGCUAAAAAUAUUCAGACAGCUCAUGUCUGUGGUGUGCAAGUGUACGUAACGUCGUGUCCGGUGAGUGACAGAGACUCGGGAUAGGAUCAGUGGCCGACAUGCGCACUGGCGUCCUGUCAAGCAAGGCUGCAAAAUCAAACACAGUUUGCUUCUUUGAUAGUAGGUCUUGUCCCAUUGCAUUGUAAUCAUCACUUGUUGUUUAUGGAAACUUUGGUGUUUAGUGUAUUUUUUAUUUUUGUCUUCUCACGGCGAACUGGACAACGCGGUGAACGUCCACAGUACAUCCGGCACCUGUUGCUCUCCCCCCCUCGGCGUGUGUCCAUGGAUCUUUACGGAUCGUCCAUGAUGACCGUCUGCUCGUCACGGUGUUGAAAUCAUCAGUGUCAGAAGGAAAAUGACAUUUAACUGAGACGGGAGUUAACCAAGAAAGUGCUCAACCAAGCAAAUCUAUGAUGGAGAUCAUGGAUACUCAGCGUGCCUUGGAGGCUGUGGAGCGACUUCAAGCCAAGCUGAAAGAGCGAGGGGAGGGCCCUGCUCAGGAGAAACUCAGCCUGCUGAAAAGCGUCCUACGGAGCCCCCUCUUCCUUCAUAUUCUCAGCUUACAGAAGGCUCAGCGGAAGCCCCCAGCCAAGGGGAAGGGACUUUCCAAAUCAUUGUCCAUGAACUGUGGCAAGUGCACGGGUGUGGCGAUGGACGCCACGACGCUCAGCCACAGCGACUCCUACACAUGGGCAAUCGAGAACCAAAGACCCGGCAGGUCGCUCCACAGGGACGGGAGCGUUUCCUCCCUGGACUCGCAAGAUAUCUCCUUCUCAGACAUCUACCCGGACAACUGCACACACACUGAAUCCCAGUACUGCACACCACCUCGGAUAUCCAGAACCAUGUCUAUGGGGAGGAAUCUGGCAGCAAUUGCGCAUGAGAAGCGUCACCUGGAGAUCAUAGAACUGACCAAUGAUGGGAAGGGGCUUGGCUUUGGCAUCAUAGGAGGACGGAGCACAGGAGUCAUGGUCAAGACCAUACUGCCCGGUGGAGCAGCUGGACAGGAUAAACGUUUGCACAGUGGGGAUCAAAUCUUGCGCAUUGGAGACACCGAUCUGGCUGGCAUGAACAGCGAGCAGGUGGCGCAGGUGCUUCGAAAUGCUGGUAGCAAGGUAAAACUACUCAUCGCCAGGGAUAUCAACAAGGACAGCCUUUGCUCUCCUGUCCUCAGCCAGGAGUCCUUGGAUGGUGAGCUCUUCGACCUGAAUGAUGACUAUGAGUUCAGUGUGCAGUUCACGAAAAACAGCCGGGGGCUGGGAUUCACCAUCUCCAGCUAUGUAGGCGAUCUAAACUCAAUAUACAGUGCGGGCGUGACAGUGAAGAGCAUUUUGAAGGGCAGCAGUGUCGACCAAGAUGGGCAGAUUCACAUUGGGGAUAUCAUCCUGUCCGUGGAUGGGGUGAGCCUGCAGGGCUGCAGUGAGCAGCGUGCAAUGGAGGUGCUGAGGCGGACGGGUCCUAUAGUCAGACUGAGGCUCCUGAGGAAGGCUGUCUACCUUCGUCACAUCUUGCCCCCGGUGCCUCCACUGCAGCCUCUCCGACACUCCCACAGCUUCGACGAGGGCAAUCCUUACGCAGUGGGACUGAACAAGAUUUAUGAGACAGGAAUAUGCUCGCUGCGUGAAAUCUCCCGGCGCGCAGCAUACGCCAACAGACGACCCCGACAUGAUUCAAGAAACGGAGUGCAACUGACACCGGCAGAGGAAGAAGACCUCAGGAUGAGGUGGCAACGUGCCGUUGGACCGAGAUAUGAAGUCAUUGUUUGUCAACUGGAGCGCUUCAGUGAGACAAGUGGCUUCGGCAUCAGCCUGGAGGCUCGGGCCGGGCAUCAUUACCUGUGCUCCGUUUUACCCGAGGGACCCAUUGGACAAUGUGGCAAGAUCUUCACUGGGGAUCAGAUACUCGAGGUGAACGGUAUCCCACUCAUUGGAGAGACACACAAAGAGGUGGUCAACAUCCUCAAGGAGCUGCCCAUGUGUGUUUAUCUGGUGUGUUCUCGCACUGUCCCCCCUGCCAUUCCCGACAGCGAUGAGGAAGAAGAGGACGAUUGCCAACUCACCCUGAAAGAGCUGCUGGCUGAGUUCAAUGACAAGUUGGACCAGGGCUGCGUUAUUCCCUGUCCUACGGCCGAGGACAUCACAAAGCGUGGUGUGCCCCCGAUGUCACCUCCUCUGGCCAUGUGGGAGAGAGAGGCACAGGUGGUAGAGCUGGAGAAAGGGGAGUCAGGAUUGGGCUUCAGCAUCCUGGACUAUCAGGAUCCGGAGGAUGCCACUAAAACAGUGCUAGUAAUCCGUUCCUUGGUGCCGGGCGGUGUCGCCGACCGAGAUGGCCGCCUGCUCCCCGGAGAUCGCCUCAUGUUUGUUAAUGAGACUGACUUGGAAGGCUCCAGUCUGGAUUACGCCGUGCAUGUGCUGAAGUCCACUGGUUACGGCCCUGUCCACAUUGGUGUUGCCAAGCCGCUGCCGUUGGAACUUUGCGGCGGCUUGACGCCCAUCUUGGAGAGAAGCACCAGGGAAUCUUGCGAUGACAGCGAGAGCCACAGUCAGGUCACGCUGCUAGCUGAGGAAGCUGAGGCCAACGCUUGCAACCUGGCGGAUAACAACGUCCACCCGUAUUACAACAACUCGGAAAUCCAGCCGCAUCUCCGUUUUGGUGUCAAAGAAGACGACGACAUGCAGCCCAUCCCUCCUCUGCCCCCACGCACCAGCUUCGAAAAGACAAUCACAGUUGUCCGGGGCAACCGUAGCCUUGGGAUGUCGGUGAGUGCUAUCAAGGAUGGCUCAGGCAUGCUGGUGCGCAGUGUGGCCCCUGGGGGCUCUGUCAGUCAAGAUGGCAGACUCGAGGUGGGUGACGCAAUCUUGGCGAUCAACGGCGAAUCUACGUCCAACCUGACCAACGCCAUGGCCCGGUCAAUGCUGCGGAGACACUCUGUCAUUGGGCCGGAGCUCAGUAUAAAUUAUGUGCCGGCACACCAGGUGGAUGAGCACCGUACCAGACUGCGUUUGCCCCCACUGGCAUCUAUCCUAGAAGACCCACCUUGCUCCCCCACACCGCCAGAACAAUUGUCGGCCAGGUCCCCUGUCCAGUGUAAAACCGCGGGUCCUGGUGUGACCGCAGGCAAAACCAGGUUCCCAUUCGAAGACACAGCCAUCGUCCCUAGUGUGAAUCCAGAUGCCGACUCGAGCCAACAAAAUCUCUACCUCACAAAAAGGGGGGAGGAAGACCCAGAGAGGGAAGAGAAAAAGGAGGAGAAUGGUGUGGAUGGUGAAGUCCUGAUGAAGUUGGAUGUAAACGAGGAGGCAGAAGAUCAUCAUUCUUGCACUCCUGUGUCUUGGGACCAACCUAGAAGGGUGCAGCUUAAUCGAGCUCCAGGCCAGUCCCUUGGUAUUAGCAUUAUGGGAGGCAAAGGCAUGGGCCAGAGGCUGAGUGGUGGCGAGAUGAUGAGGGGUAUCUUCAUCAAGUACAUCAGCUCUGAUAGCCCAGCAGCGCAUAACAGCACCAUCCAAGUUGGGGACAGGAUAUUGGAGGUGUGCGGUGUGGACCUGAGUGAUGCCAGCCAUGAGCAGGCGGUGGAGGCUAUCCGCGGGGCGGGAGACUGUUUAGACCUGCUGGUUCAGUCCAGACAGCAGGGAACACAGUCGUCUUCGCUUUUCAACCAUGAAAGAACAACUCCAACCUUGCCAUCCAACUCACACAGCAGCCAGGAAGUGCAGCAUCUUACUGGUUUGUUCCUUAGUCUCCCCCCUACAAACCCGUUCACUCCUACUCCAUUUAAGGUACCUCAGCAGACUUCCAAUCGAGCAGGUCGGCGAAGCCCUGUGACUGUGAAGACACCAAGCAUUGCAGCCUCUGAUGAUAAGGAUGACGGUGGCAGAAAAAAGAUGCUGCAGCGUUAUGGCACCCUGUCAGGGAAGCUUCAUAUGAUUGAGUUGGAGAAGCGCACGGCAGAACAGGGUUUGGGAAUCCGCCUUGCAGGGAAUAAGGAUGGCUUCAGGGCCCGCAUGAGCGUCUACGUGGCGGAUAUAGACCCUCGAGGACCUGCCGGCUUAGAUGGGCGAAUACAGGUCGGGGAUGAGUUACUAGAGAUCAACGGUCAGAUCUUGUAUGGACGCAGUCAUCAGAGCGCCUCCACCAUCAUCGAUAAUACUCACUCUAAAGUCAAGAUCAUUCUCGUCAGAAAUAAAACAGCGACCGAAAUGCCCCAGAGCCGCUGCACAAUGGUGGGUGAUGACACUCAAAGCAGCCAGACUGACUCGGACGCUCAUAAACAAAUCUCUACAGAUGUCCAGAACAUCAUCCAGGACAACACCGAAAAGGUUGGGGACAGUGUCAAAGCAGUGAAUGAUGAGACAGGGACUCACUUGAAGGUGGCGAAGGCCACUGUCAAAGGGUCUACCAGCUGCCCUGAGGCUGCCUCAGCCGCUUCAGCCUCCUUGUCAAAGCCUCAUCAAGUACCAUCGCCCCUUCUGGACUGCUCCACCACCAUGGCCCUGAGCGCAAAGCAGACCACUCCUAAGGAGCGUCGUGAUUGCCGUGCAUCCACUUCAGCGUCUGACCCUCUUAACUGUCCCGUUGUGGCUGGCAAAGAAACUGCCAUAGAGAUUUUUAAGGGAAACUUGGGCCUGGGUCUCAGCAUUGUUGGAGGAUGUGACACUCUGCUGGGGUCAGUAAUAAUCCAUGAGGUGAAUGAUGGAGGAGCAGCGCAGAGAGAUGGAAGACUGCAGGCUGGGGACCAGAUCUUCGAGGUUAACGGGAUUGACCUGAGGCAGGCCACUCACGACGAGGCCAUUAGUGUACUGAGACUCACCACCCAACGCGUUGAGCUGCAUGUCUUCAGACCCCAGGCGGCCUACAAGGAGGAGGACCUGUGGGAUGUUUUCAGUCUUGUCUUGAGGCCACAUCCUGUCAAGGGCCUUGGCUUCACCACUGUGGGUAAAAGGAAUGACACCGGCAUCUUUGUGUCAGAUAUCAUCAAAGGAGGCGUAACGGAUUUGGAUGGCAGGUUGAUGCUAGGUGACCAGAUUCUGUCAAUCAACGGGGAGGACAUCCGUGCAGAAUCACAAGACCUUGCCGAGAGGCUUCUGCAGAAUUGCUGUGGUGUGUUUCACCUAGAGGUGGCUCGUUUUAAAGCCGGGUUGCCAUACCCUGAACAGAACCAGAGUGAAGACUCGGACUGUUCCACCCUGACACCCUCAAGCAGUUCCACUGCUUGUGUCGGCCAACAGAGGGAGGCAGAACACAGAGGAGGGACCCACACUCCAACAGCAUUUGAAGACAACCCCGACUACAGAAAAGUAGUUAUUAAAAAGGGUCCACGUGACUCCCUCGGCAUCACUUUAGCAGGAGGAGUGGGCAGUCCCCAUGGCAACGUACCUCUUUUUCUUGCGACCAUGGAUACCAGUGGAGGAGCUGCCAAAACACAGCAAUUAAAGCUAGGAGACAGGAUCCUCAGUAUAAAUGACGUCUCCGUGGAGGGAAUGACUCACAUCCAGGCCGGAGCCUUGCUUAAAAAUGCCAUUGGUGCAGUCACCCUACAGGUGGCAGCUGGACGCAACACUCAUCAUCCCAGCGGUGUACGUGAGCUACCAUCGGGCCAGCCCAAUAGCCUGCCAGGCUUUCACAACAACCUCUGCACUCGGAUGUAUAAGACUGUCAGUCUGGAUCGAGGCUCUUCAGGCCUGGGCUUCAGCAUCGUGGGAGGCUUCGGAAGCCCAUAUGGAGACCUGCCCAUCUACAUCAAAACGAUCUUCAACAAGGGAGCAGCCAUUGAGGAUGGGACGCUGAAACGAGGCGAUCAGAUAAUUGCGGUGAACGGACACUGUCUGGAGGGGGUGACACACGCCGAAGCAGUGGACGUCCUCAAGAAGACCAAAGGGACUGUGCUUCUCACUGUCCUCUCAUGAGUUUGACCAGCAUAGCACAUAAUUCAUGGAGAAGACCCUCAAAAGGGAAGUCAAUUAUUUUAGAUGAACUACCUCUUAACUUCGAGCACAGCCCAGGUACUCCAUAGUCCCAAUAUAUAUUGUAUAAUAACAUAUAAAAUGUAAUCAUAAUUAAAUUGGGUUUUUGGGGGGGUCAAAAAUCAAAUUGCAUUUUACAAUGAAAAAAAUUCUCAAAUUAAUUUCACUUUAAGAGCAAGCCUGAAUAGUUUUGAUUAUAUGAAUUUCCAACAACUUUCCUAAAUCUGAAAUAUGCCAAGUGCUUUUGCCAAUAUUUUGUGUGGCAUUAAAGUGGAAGGACUAUUUUGUGAUAAGUAUGGUAAGUUUUAUUUAAUGAUGCUACAAAGCUACUGUGUGAAUGAUGUUUUAAUGCAAAUUUUGUUUUUUUCAUUUUUAUUGCAUAGUGUGUGUGUUUUAGGAAGUGUGCCUGUGAUGAGUGAUUGUUUUCUAAUUACCGGUACUGUAUUAGUAUUCUUAUUGUCUGUAAUGUAUUCCAUGGUUGUUAUAGGAACACAGUGUUUGGAGUCAUACAACAACGAAAUAUGCUGUAAGUGUUUUUAUUAAAUGAUCAUUUGUUAGUAAAUUA
This is a messenger RNA of Hippocampus zosterae (dwarf seahorse), 6637 nucleotides long. Its product is annotated as multiple PDZ domain protein. The record is from RefSeq and is a predicted model, not a curated record. Gene Ontology annotation, molecular function: protein binding. The coding region runs from base 523 to 6015 and encodes 1830 amino acids. NCBI's taxonomy places the organism in Eukaryota, Metazoa, Chordata, Actinopteri, Syngnathiformes, Syngnathidae. The transcript has 43 exons.